Messenger RNA from Seminavis robusta, 489 nucleotides. Lineage: Eukaryota; Bacillariophyta; Bacillariophyceae; Naviculales; Naviculaceae. The record is from the annotation of a GenBank genome assembly.
AUGACAGGUGGUAUCCGCUUCUCUGUGGUUGAAUGGAAGGAAGAAGGAAGCACAGCCAUUGACUGGGACGAAGAAAGAAACAGAGCCAACAGAGGCUGUGCAGAUCGCAAUGAACGGAAGCGAGUCAAGAAGGAAAGAAAGGGCGCAAUGGAGGCGGAGCGGGAAAGAAUCCGGGGGCAGGUCCGCCGAUUCCUCGGAUACCUCGCAAACCUUGACGCUAAAGUUUUGGGAGAUCAUCUGUCAUUGGACGAGGUGGUGCCGACUCUCCGUCGGUUGAUUGGUGGUGAUCAAGAUGAUCAAGAUCAAGACAUGUUCCGUCAGCGUUUCAUCACCCCUGGCAAUGAUGUUGACCUCGCCGAUUGGGACACCGUGCGGAGGCUGCAAAUUAUAAUGACAACACUCAGUUUGAAUGGUCUCUACGAUGACCCCGUAGCUGCCGCCGCUGAAGGAGAGCUAACGGAUACCACGUUACCUCUGGAAGGUCGCUAA